CAACGUGGUCAGUUUUCUGAAACGGUAUAAAAGGCGAUGGAUGUCCAAAGUCCAAACCAGAGCAGAGACACUUCCGAAGAAAAUCCAUCUCCUCCAAUAAAACGCCGUCGACCGGUCAGACGAUGAGGCGAUCCCUUUUGUCCGUCACUUUUGCUGCCGCUCUCUUCCUCAACUGCAACGCGAUACCAAUGGGAAAGACUGAAGACGGGUCGUUGGAGCAAGAGGUCUUCGCCUCCAUCCUAAACGACGAGGCGAUGGAGGGCGACGCGGACCUGGCCUCGGCGACCAGAGCGCGGGCGUCCAAGGUGAUCGUCAUCGCCGCCGACCCGAUGAUCUGGAGGGACCUGAAGGUUCUGCAGAACGGCAUGUCCGUCUACAAACGGAGGGCCGAUGACAGCAACCAGGUGGGCGAGCACGGAGACGGCGGCCAGCAGCAGAGCAUCCCCAUUCUGAGGAGGGACAACAUGAGGUGCAUGGUGGGACGGGUGUACCGGCCCUGCUGGGAGGUCUAGGACUCUUCGUUCUGCUGCGUGAAGCGACCAGAAAGCAGAGAAACAAAUCCCUUCCUGUCUCAAGAAAUGUGUCUUUGAGUGUUGAAAUCCCUGCAGGUCUGUGAAUAAAUAUUAUUCAGUUCUGCUUAA
Messenger RNA from Gambusia affinis (western mosquitofish), 641 nucleotides. RefSeq names its product pro-melanin-concentrating hormone, like (gene pmchl). The coding region runs from base 123 to 512 and encodes 129 amino acids. Gene Ontology annotation, biological process: chemical synaptic transmission; behavior. NCBI's taxonomy places the organism in Eukaryota, Metazoa, Chordata, Actinopteri, Cyprinodontiformes, Poeciliidae. The transcript has a single exon. Gene Ontology annotation, molecular function: type 1 melanin-concentrating hormone receptor binding; melanin-concentrating hormone activity. The record is from RefSeq and is a predicted model, not a curated record.